Molecule: messenger RNA, 768 nt
Organism: Neoarthrinium moseri
Lineage: Eukaryota; Fungi; Ascomycota; Sordariomycetes; Amphisphaeriales; Apiosporaceae
Exons: 3
Coding region: 1-768 (255 amino acids)
Source: RefSeq, a predicted model, not a curated record
AUGGCCCUCGGUGCCCUUACAACCGCAUUCACGCCGCCAUCGGACUGUGCCACGGCGGGGCUUGGCUACGUAAUUAAUUCCCCCCUUGACAACACGUCCACCGCCAUGUACUUCCUGACUACCGGUGCCCAAAACCCAACUUGCUUCCCCUCCAGCAAGGUACCGGAGUCUACUGAUUACUACUCGCCAGGCCUGUGUCCGCAGGGAUAUACUGCGGCCUGCCUUACGUCGACUGUGUUGUCCAGAGGAAACGGGUUUGAGUCCAUCGUGACAUGUUGUCCCACUGUACAAAAGUUCAACUGCUUCAGUGGAAUCCCGAGCAGAGAUUGGGGAGGCAGAGACUUUUGCACAGCAACAGUGACCUCUGCCACGAUCAAUGCUGUGCCGACAUUGUCAGACAGUCCAGAAGAUGGCCUAGGAAUGCUCGUCCUCACUAGUCCAAUCGUGAAUGCACUUGGGAUACAAGUGCGCCACCAGUCCACGGAUUCAGAGAUUCUAGGAUUUUUAACACCAACAAUCAGUGUAUCACCUUCUGCUACGAACGUGCCUGUUACGUUGUCUGUUGCGCCUCAGCUGGAUGAUAUAAGCUUCACGGGAAUUAUUAUCGGUGGAGGUGUGGCACUUGCUCUGCUGAUUCGAGUGUCGUCGAUUCUCGCACUACGACAGAAGUUGUACGGCAUGUCGAGCUUUCCGCCUCGCGUGACCCCGCGGAACUGGGAAGCACUUCCAGACCUGGAGAGCUUGGUGGAUGAGACUGGUGACGAUUAA